Molecule: messenger RNA, 4754 nt
Organism: Blastomyces dermatitidis ER-3
Lineage: Eukaryota; Fungi; Ascomycota; Eurotiomycetes; Onygenales; Ajellomycetaceae
Product: zinc metallopeptidase
Exons: 3
Coding region: 309-1541 (410 amino acids)
Source: RefSeq, a predicted model, not a curated record
GCCUUGUGAGGCGGAGCGGGAUUCAAGUUGAUAGGAGCGAACGGGGCCUGAGUGUUCUCUCGUUCAUCUUCAUCGUCGUGUGGCUAUCUAUAUCUUAAAAACCACUUGUCAUCCUUUGGUUAUAAAUCCUGGCAACUCGCAUCACGACUCUCCUUGAAAGGUCAUUAUGCGCUUGCUGUUGACGUGUACCCCCUAGAGCAUUAUUUACAGACAAGUUCUCAAGCUAGAGAGGCGUUUUUCGGAGGCUGUACCUGAGUCUACUUGGUAUAACCAAAAUUUCUGUGAUAUCUUCCCAGUGAAACUGAGCCAUGCGGGAAUUCGAUCCGUUGGUCUCUCAAUUCGAGCAUCUUAAACACAAACCACGUGAGGCUGAGGCCUUGAUGACUCUGCGGAAAAUUGCUUCGCUCGUCAAGCCAAUAAUGCGCCAGCGUGGAUGGAGAGUCGGAACUCUUGCUGAAUUUUACCCAGAGCGGAAUCUGCUUGGUAUAAAUAUAAAUCACGGCGAGAAAAUAUGCCUCAGACUGAGGUACCCGUCAGAUGAUAAGCAAUUUCUUCCCCUUGACCAAGUUCUCGAUACUAUGCUACAUGAGUUAUGCCACAUUGUUCACGGGCCCCACGACCAGCAGUUCCAUGCCCUAUGGAACCAACUUCGUGAUGAACAGAUGCAACUCUCUCUAAAAGGUUAUACCGGGGAAGGUUUCUUGUCCGAAGGGAAGCGACUCGGUGGCCAAAGGAUACCCCUGCACGAAGCUCGCCGUAUUGCCCGGGUUGCAGCUGAGAAACGACGGACCCUCACAGCGGGUUCUGGGAGAAAAGUCGGAGGUACUCCUAUUUUGCGAGGCACAGAUAUGCGACAAGUGAUUGCAGAUGCAGCCCAAAGACGAAUAACAGUCACCAAUGGGUGUGCUAGCGGAACCAUUGAAGGGGAAAAAUUGGCGGACGAGGCAUCUAAAAAUGGCUUCAGAACAAAAGCAGAGGAAGAAGAUGCGAAUGAACGAGCUAUUAUACAGGCGUACAUUGAACUUAUACAAGAGGAAGAAAAAGAGCAAUAUGGAAACUCCUAUAUUCCUCCAAACAACAGCCAUCCUGCUGGACCCAACACUUCUCUUUCUCCUCCUCCCAUCCCCCGAGAUACCAAACCUAACACUGCUGUUCCACAGCAGCAAAAUCCAACUACUAACCCCUUCAUUGAUCUGGCCGAAGACAGCGUCGCUGACCCAGAGGGUUGGACUUGCCCAGUGUGCACACUUAUGAAUCCAGCAUCCUUCCUCUGCUGUGACGCGUGCACGUCAGAAAGACCACCAUCAGUUAAGCCUUCAGUAACGCCUGAGAAGUUCGUGAAACGAGCCCGUAGUGAACCACAGCCUUCCCCUGGUAGCAUAGCCCGGAAACCGCGAAACAGAGCUAUACAGGCGCUUCUCUCGCUAGAAAAGAAAAUUCCGGAAAAGCCCCUUGGUUGGGUUUGCCAUUCCUGUGGCGCUUUCAUGGAAACACAAUGGUGGACUUGUUCUGCGUGUGGGAAGAUGAAGCAAUCAUCAUAGUGGCCGACUCUGAUGUGGGGUUACGAUAAUGGUUUAUGAAUUAUGGAUCUCAUUUUGAAAUGAACUUUUUUUGCUUUAGCAAGUUCAGCAUGGCGUACAUGCAUAGAGCUUCAUCUUUUGGUUGGAUAUUGGCAUUUACCUUUUUUGUUGUAUAUAUAUCUUCUCAUUAAUAAUUUAGGGUCGAUUCUCCUUUUUACUUUCGGUUUUUAUAUUUAUUUAUUUCGGGAGAAACUUGACGUAUUGUCGUCCAUCCGACCUGCCAUUUGAAUCCUACGGCAUCCACAUAUUUGUCACGUGAUUUUGGAAUAAAACCGUACCAAAUUUUUGCGAAGAACUUUGAACCUUCUCCAAUUUCAAACUUCUUCCUCCAUGCUCGCACUCAACAAUUGUGGAAGAGUUUUCCCACACAAACGGCACAGUACUCCACCUAAGGCACAUCUGUUGCUAUCAGUGCUAAUAUGAUUCAGGAACCCACUCUCCUUCCAGCGGACGUACUUUGCUGAGCGACUGUGGAAAUCACAGUACUGCUUAUAUAGAGUGUGAUUAUGGGGCUACUCCUACAAGUGCUGUUGGCGUAAUCCCGCCGAAUCUCCAUCGAUGGGUUGUCCGUAAUUCGUGAAUCCAGUCUGAUUAUGUGGGAAGGCUGCUAGUUACGGUUGAAAUCACCAGAAUGAUGAGAUAAACUUAUUCCGUACAAGAACCUUCCUUGCGUUAAUUGAAAUCUAUUUAAACAAAAUUCCUUUCAAAGAAAGCCUUUUUUAAAAAAUUACUUCCCAAGAGACAAACAAGCCCCUUUCCAACUCCCAAAAUAUGUAGCCUGUGAAUAAGACAUUUGAAAGUCAAUAGAGCAGAACGAACUCAUGCGAAUUCUACCCCUUAUGAAACAUUGACGAAAUACCGCUUUUUGCUCCCUUUUUCCUGCUGCUCUUCCCUCUCCCACAGCUCCUCAUCAAUGUAAUCCGAACGGCCACGUUCCCGGACCUGGUUGCCUAUGAAUUUGAGUGCUGCAAUAUUGAACCCCAUUUCAUCUUUCUGUCUGGCAAGGACACGUCGUAGGUUGCCUCGAAUACCAUCGAGCAUCGGUCUCAUCAUCUUGCUCGCCACAAUCUGGCGAUGAUGCGUUUUGAGCAUGAAAAAUAGGACGCGACAGGUCAGCGGGAUUUCCCAUCCGUUCUUUGCCCAGAUAUUCAGAAAUGUGAAGAGGGCCGGUAAUUUUGAAAAGGGAAGAACCAGGAGGGCAUCUUGGAGUGCUGCUGCUGGAAUUUUUCGUAUGACUUGCAGGACAUGACGUUCUGCGGCAAUGUUACCCAGGGCUAGAUAGACGGGAUUGCGCGAUGGCGGUGCUGCAUUGGGAUUGGAUAAUUUCAACUCCUUCCACUCUCUCAUAAGCGCCAGGUCCUCAAUGCCGAGAUCGAGAGCCUCUACAAUCUUCUCACCGGCCAUGAGGGUUGUAACGGUCUGUUUGCCAGCAGCCACUGCCUCUGCUUUGUCCUGCCCUUCAGCAUCCUCGUCCUGAUCAAGCGAGGUUGCUAAAGUGCUGUCGUAGAGCUCUUCGAGUUCCUUCUCUCGUUCUUCUUCCAAGAAUAUUUGCUCAUCAGUUUGCUCCCAUACUCUGAUACUUUUAUCGUGGCUUGCACUGACGAUGAAUUCUCCAGAAUGGCUGACAGCAAGCGACCAUAUCUCGCCAUGGUGCCCUUCGAGUUUUUGAAUUUGUUCGAAUUUAUCACCAUCCCAAUACUUUAUCACCCGAUCUUUGCUGGCACUGAAGAAGUGAUGACCGUUGCCCUCAUUAUUAUUCGGUAUGAAAGCUACUGCCAUGAUACUGUCUUGAUGAGCGAAGAACGCCUUGUGACAAUCACCGAAAUCCAGGCCCCAUAGCCGAACGUUCUUGUCCGCAGAGCAGGUGACGAUUAAUUUGCUGUCGUAUGAGAUAUCCAUGUUAAGGACAGGAAGCUUGUGGCCAUAUAAGAUCAAGAAUAGUUUCAAAGUGUCAACGAAGAACACUUUGACGGUAUUAUCCAACAGUGCUACAGCGAUGAGUCGCGCAUCGGGAGAGAAGCGAAUACUUAGGAUAUCGUCGUUCACUUUAAGUGUCCUCGUAUGAACUAAUUUAAGGCGAGGAGUCGUCCGUUUCGUACCUAGAAUCUCUUCUUGUACGACCUUGAAAUCCCAGAACUUAGCUGUCUUAUCAGCACUUCCCGUAACCAUAGAUUUCCCAUCAGGAUGAACGUGUAGCGCCCAUAUGGGGCCUUCGUGCGCUUGUACUGUAUCCAGCAAGGUAGAUGAGGCAAUGUCAAAGACUUCUAGCUCCCCAUUCUUAUUCCCCACUACCACGAUUUUGUCUCCAGGUAGGAAGGCGGAGCAUAAUGAGUAACCACAUUCCAAAGUUCGUAAGCAGGUCUGGGUUCGCACAUUCCAGAUCUUCAAACUACCAUUCGAGGCGGAUGAAAGCAUCCUAUCAUCAGAGCUCAGGGCAAGCGAUCGAAUGUCCGUGCGGUGACCUGGCAUAUCAAUCGAUAAUGCGCGGUUAUAUUCUGACUCCUCGCUCUCUUUCGAUUUUCGCUUCUCCGCAGGGAUCACACCGUACACUUCCAGUUGAUUGUUGGUUGUUGCCGCAAGUAAUCUGAGGCCUUUCCCACCCAUCCAGUCCCCUGAACGAAUUUUUCCACCUGUUCUGACGAUAGUAUACGACACAAAAACGUCAGAUAUUGGGGCGGCCGAGAUAGACUGUGGUUUAUCAGCAUCUGCAGCAUUUUCUAGCUCAUUUCCAGCGCCUUGUUCACCAGCUUUUUCUCGCCUCCGUCUCCGUUUUCUUGCUAGGCUCUUUUGUACUUCAGUCUCUGUUCGUAUCCUCCAGAUCUCGAUCGAUUUUUCAGCGCCGUGGACUGCAAUGUAAUCCAACCUCGGAUGGAAGCUGAUACCGACUGUUCGGUCUUUGCCCUGUCGAUAUAAAUUACCCCUAUCCACAAGGAUUUUGCGACCGUCUGUUGCCCCAGUCUCUUUCGCCACUUCAUUCAUCGCAGCAGCAUCGAUGGACCACACUCGAAGUUCGCCAUCGUUCCCUCCAGUUAUACAUCCACUCUGGUCGGGUGAAAGCCCCAAUGACCAACAUUCCCCGUUGCUCUGCGCGACAUGAGUUUCGAUGCAGUGCUGAGACGAAAGGUCCCAGACUUUGAUCAAGGAAUCUUUUCCAGUGGUCAAGAGGAAGCGGUC